Molecule: messenger RNA, 693 nt
Organism: Knipowitschia caucasica
Lineage: Eukaryota; Metazoa; Chordata; Actinopteri; Gobiiformes; Gobiidae
Source: the annotation of a GenBank genome assembly
AUGGCGUUGAGACAAUUUGAAGAGUGGCUGGAAAAGGGCAAGUCUUUGGCCAAUGACCUGGCACAACAGCAGAUCAAUUACACAUUCUACAGGACGGAUGAGACAGCAUUAUUCGAUGGCACCUUCAUCGCCAAGGACAGGGAGGUAGAGGUUUUUGUGGACCAUGUUCGGAGCCAGAUGCCUAGUACUUGUGAACGAGCACUCACAGAGCAGAGCAAUCUGGAGGAUCUCAAGAAAGAGCACAAUCUUGCAGAUAACACUGUGGAGCAAUGGGUGUUUGAGGUCAGACAAUGGGCAGAAACAGGUCUACGGUUAAAGCGACAAGUCUUUGACCAGGUGAUGCUUGUUUCCCGUUUGCAAGAGGAAAAAGACAUACUGCUGCACGAGAUGAUGCGUCACUGCACUUUCCUCCGACAGAAGGUUGGCCAAUUGAAUACUCGUAUUGUAAAAAAUACAGAGGACUUCAGCAACCAAGUCUGUCCUGAGGAACUAACCAAAGAGGGCUACCAAGGUCUUCACUGCUGCCUCCUUUAUCAGCAGCACCACCUUAAGCAACAUCUCCAAGAAGUCACUGGCACAUACAUGCGUGUGGCUACAAAGACAUUUGUAUGGUCACAAGAUGAGAUGCAAGAUGAGAGUGAUGCAGAAGAUUCAGACUCUAUAAUGUCUGGUAAUGACAGCGACACUCAAUAG